CUCAAUCAAACAGGGCCUUAAACUCAGCCCUACAGCACAGGCUUCAGUUAUCCUCCGCAACAUCAUUCUAGCGACAACGAUGACCUAUCGGUGACGCCCUUCCGGCGACGACGACUUUCCGGCUAAACAUCGGAAGGGGGCGGAAACUCUUGAGGUCCUUCGUAUCGAUCGUGAGUUACUGACCUAGACGACGGCAGCCACGGUCCAUCACUGUAGUCGACUAGGAACUUCCUUGAGCUUCUGCGACACCAGCGAUAUCUGAAUCGUGUCUCCUAAAUCUUCUUCAACCAGACGGCCAGGCCAAUCAAAGCUCAGUCUUGAGAGCUUAGACUUCUCCCCUGAGUCGAAACCUCUAUACUUGUGUCUCAACCUCCCUUCGGUUCACAGCCGAUUAGAAUUCAUAUAGUUUUAUAUGCAUACUGAAAUUUCCACCCCAGCAAUGGAUGCCAAUGCCAGUGGAGGAAAUGCAAGCUUAGAACCACGAGAUGAUCAGGAAUUUGAUUCAAACGAAGCAGCUUAUGAAUUAUACAAAGAGUAUGCCAAAUCUAUUGGUUUUGGCACAGCAAAACUGAGUAGCCGUCGCUCAAGGGCAUCGAAGGAGUUCAUUGAUGCAAAAUUCUCAUGCAUCAGAUAUGGAAACAAGCAACAAUCAGACGAUGCAAUCAAUCCUCGACCUUCACCAAAGAUAGGCUGUAAGGCCAGCAUGCACGUGAAACGAAGGCCAGAUGGAAAAUGGUUCGUUUAUAGUUUUGUGAAAGAGCAUAACCACGAGCUUCUUCCCGAACAAUCACAUUUCUUCCGAAGCCACUGGAACGUCGAUCAAACUAAAAACGAUCAUAAAAUCCGAAGACGCAAGAUAACUGACGUGGUAUCCAAAAAAUAUGGCGAAUAUCAAUUCUCCAGCCCUCUGGAGAGCUACCAUAUCCGAAAUCAGCAUGACAAGGGCAGAAGUUUGACUUUAGAGGGGGGAGAUGCUCAGCUUUUGCUAGAACUCUUUGCUAAUAUGCAGGAUGAGAACCCUAAAUUCUUUUACGCUAUAGAUUUUAACGAAGAGCAUCGUCUGAGGAAUGUGUUUUGGAUUGAUGCUAAAGGCUUGGAUGAUUAUAAACACUUUGGUGAUGUUGUUUCAUUUGAGACUUCAUAUGUUGUUAACAAGUACAAAUUACCAUUAGUUCUUUUUAUCGGUGUGAACCAUCAUAUUCAGCCAAUAUUGCUAGGAUGUGCUUUGAUUGCAGAUGAGACCGUUUACACAUAUAUUUGGCUUAUGCAUACAUGGUGCAUGUCAAUGGGGGGUCGUCCUCCAAGAGUAUUGUUAACUGACUUUAGCAAUCCUUUAAAAGCAGCAAUUUCAUCCGUCUUUCCAAACACCCAUCAUUGUUAUAAUCUUUGGAAUGUGGUUGAGAGGAUUCCAAGGCUAGUAGAUUACGUUAGCUUGUGGCAUGAUAACUUCAUGGACAAGUUUGAUAAAUGUAUUUAUAAGUCUUGGACAGAAGAGCAGUUUCAAAAGAGGUGGUGGAAGCUUCUAGAAAGGUUCAAUCUUAGAGAGGAUGAUUGGAUGCAAUCCUUGUACGAGGACAGAAGAAUGUGGGCACCUACUUUCAUGAGAAACAUGUCAUUUGCUGGUUUGUCUGCAGCUUCUCGAUCUGGCAGUAUGAACGCCUUCUAUGACAAGUAUAUCAAUGGUGAGACCUCUUUGACAGGCUUUAUAGAACAAUAUAAGUCGAUUCUUCAAGAGAGAUAUGAGGAAGAAGCAAAAGCCGAUUUCGAUGCAUGGCAUGAAACUCCCGAACUGAAAUCUCCAUCGCCUUUUGAGAAACAGAUGUCUUCGGUUUAUACACAUGAAAUAUUCAAGAAAUUUCAAGUCGAGGUUUUGGGAGCUUCUGCAUGUCACCUUAAGAAGGAAAAAGAAGAUGAGACGACCAAAACGUAUUUAGUGAAGGACUUCGAAGCUGAUCAAGAUUUUCUGGUGGAAUGGGACGAAAUGAGAUUGGAUAUUUAUUGUUCUUGUCGCUCUUUCGAAUUUAGUGGUUAUAUAUGCAGGCACGCGAUUGUUGUUCUCCAGAUGUCAGGGAUUUUUAACAUCCCAUUCAAGUGUAUACUUCAGAGAUGGACAAAUGCUGCUACUAGAAGGCAUCCUAUUGGUGAUAAAUUGGAUGACUUACAAUCCAGUAGCCGUCGUUAUAAUGACCUCUGCCGAAGAGCUAUAGUUUUGGGUGAGGAAGGAUCCUUGUCUGAAGAGAGCUAUAACAUUGCUUUAGAUGCCAUAAAAGAAGCAUUGAAGCAAUGCACGGGUUUAAGUAAUGGUAAUACUAAUGAAUCAAGACCAAACAUCUCUUCUAUUCCUUCGAUUAGUGGAGCUGAAGUUAGUCAAAACAAAACUGCAACACCCAGUGAGUAUGGUAAUGUAGGGGUAGGAAAAACUGAUAAGGCUUCGAAGAGAGCCAAGAACACAAAUGACUGUAGCAAUACAAAUAAACAAAGGAAGGUAUCUUCAAAUCUAGACGUUACUAAUACUGUUGGGACACAAGUCGGCUUUCAACAAAUGGAGUUGGCAAACACAAGGCCAGCACAAUUUCAUGAGUUGAUGCCGGCUCACUUGCAAAAUGUAAUGAUACCACCUAUGUUUCAUAACAUGGUACCAACUCAGUUUCACUCGAUGGCUUCAAGUACUACUACUACUACUUCUGCUACACAGUUUCUCUGGGAAACCUCAAUUUUGCGCGGCGAUAUGCAGCAACAAGGUAAAAGAGGAGGGUUGUAAAGUAUACAUUUUUGUUUAUAUAUAUUGAAAAAGAAAACAGUGAUGGUAAAUUGGUUAUAUUAUUGUUGAUAGACAAGAAAUCUCAAUUUAGAGAUAUGCUUCUCAUUGGGUUAGGUCAGGUUUUAACUUUUGAGAGAGUUGUUGUUUAACAUGAUUUUAAAUGCCUGAGUUACAAGAGUUGAAAUUAAGACACCACCCAUUCUUUGCAUAUCUUCUUAUGAAUGAAUGAUUGUUGAAACCAUCUGUUGGAUUAGGAACAAUUGAUUCAGUAUAAACCCGAGAAAGCAAACAACUCAUUUGGAUAUUCAUGCCUUGUUAGAAGAAAAUUCUUGAUAAGCCUAUACAAUGUGUUCAAUUUCAAAUUGGUAAGCUUAUUGUUUCAAAUAAAUGUGUGCUCUGUUGUUAUUGAUUUGAUAAGAAACACCUCUGAGAAUUGUUUGAUGUAUUAUAAUUGACCCCUAUAUCCAAAUGCAUUAUUACUAAAUGGAUAGAAAGGAGAGUAGUAUUGAUAUGUGAAUGAUUGAGAAGACCCAAAAACUAAAUUACUGCACACAUGGGAAAAGAGGGGGAGAUUGAUAGAAGAAAAACAGCUGUUGGUGUUUACAAAGAAGUAGUAGAGAAUGACACAACUCAAAAGAAGAA
Molecule: messenger RNA, 3403 nt
Organism: Impatiens glandulifera
Lineage: Eukaryota; Viridiplantae; Streptophyta; Magnoliopsida; Ericales; Balsaminaceae
Product: protein FAR1-RELATED SEQUENCE 4
Exons: 5
Coding region: 413-2761 (782 amino acids)
Biological process (GO): regulation of DNA-templated transcription
Molecular function (GO): zinc ion binding
Source: RefSeq, a predicted model, not a curated record